AUGCUCAGAAAUAGCCUUGGAGCGACUCCCCUUGCGCGCCAGCUCGCCUUCCCAAGGCUGCUAGGUGGGUCGGCCAAGCCUGGAUGGGCAAUGGCCACCCCGAAAACCCUGGAUGCUUUCCGAGCAAUGUUUGCUUCCGACACGAAAAAGUGCGAAGGGCUUCGACGGAUGCACACCAGGGUCCAGGGCCCGCAGGAAACGGUGCUCCAGUUUGCAUACGAGCUUCGGAGAAGCGAGGAGGAACUCACACCGGACACCACCGAAAUCGAGAUGGUCGCAGGGAUGACUGAGAGAACCUUGCCGCAUAUCAGGAGGCAACUGCUUAAGCGGGCGGACCUGAGGAACCUGGAUAGCAGCCAAAUCAUCCAGCUGGCUCGGGAAGCUGAAGAGAAGCAACGACUG
Mesorhabditis spiculigera is the source of this 402-nucleotide messenger RNA. Lineage: Eukaryota; Metazoa; Nematoda; Chromadorea; Rhabditida; Rhabditidae. The record is from the annotation of a GenBank genome assembly.